This is a messenger RNA of Kuraishia capsulata CBS 1993, 888 nucleotides long. RefSeq lists its product as uncharacterized. Gene Ontology annotation, molecular function: structural constituent of cell wall. Gene Ontology annotation, biological process: fungal-type cell wall organization. The record is from RefSeq and is a predicted model, not a curated record. Gene Ontology annotation, cellular component: fungal-type cell wall. NCBI's taxonomy places the organism in Eukaryota, Fungi, Ascomycota, Pichiomycetes, Pichiales, Pichiaceae. The transcript has a single exon. The coding region runs from base 1 to 888 and encodes 295 amino acids.
AUGGUCAAGACGAGUAUCCUCGGAUACUACUUGCUUUCAUCUGCCUCGGCAGGUUACGUUGUGGGGGAUGUCUGGUCGACUUUAACACCAGAUGCCUCCGCCUAUACUGACGCGACUACUGACUACACACAGACUUUUGGAAUUGCGAUUGAGCCUGUGACUUCUUCGGUAGUAUUAACCAGUGCCAGUUCUGGUGUUGCUAUUAGUACUACCGUGGACGGAACGGCUCAAGUGAUUACACAAAUUGGAGAUGGACAGAUCCAGGCUGCUACCACCACUUCGUCCUACGCAGUGGUGACACAGAUUGGUGAUGGCCAGAUCCAGGCUGUUGCGACCGCUACUUCGUCGGCUCCUAUCAUCUCUCAGAUUGGUGACGGACAAAUUCAAGCCACUGCUUCGUCUUUGUCCUCGUCUUUGUCGUCUUCCGUGGUGACUUCGGCGGUAUCCAGUUCUGAUGAUGAUCCCAUCACCUUUGUCACCGUUACCCCAACCACGUUGGUUUACGUGACAGUGACCGAUGGUGAUGAUGAGCCAACCUCCACGGCAGCUGUGGAAAAGAGAGAGGAAGAGUCAAGGGCUUUGGCAGAUGCCUGUCUUACUGACAGUUCUUUGGCAUUGACCUUGGCUAGUUCUGUCUUGACCGACAAGCAGGGGAGAAUCGGUUCGAUCGUUGCUAACAGACAGUUUCAAUUUGACGGUCCACCACCUCAGGCUGGAGCAAUCUUUGCUGCAGGUUGGUCCGUGACCAUCGAUGGUAAACUGGCUCUUGGUAACCAAACCAUUUUCUACCAGUGUUUGUCCGGUACUUUCUACAACUUGUACGACGAGUAUGUGGCCGAACAGUGCGAAGCAGUCUACUUGAACAUUGUAGACUUAGUGAGCUGUUAG